Molecule: messenger RNA, 1331 nt
Organism: Prorocentrum cordatum
Lineage: Eukaryota; Dinophyceae; Prorocentrales; Prorocentraceae
Source: the annotation of a GenBank genome assembly
AUGCUCCUCCCCGGGGAAGCGCUGGACGCGACAGACGCAGCAUGUGUGCUCCGGGCCCGCGUGCCAACCCUCCAACGGGCGCUGGCGUUCGUGCGGGGGCCGUUCCGCAACGCCUUGCGCAAAGCUCUGGAGCUGAUCCGAGAGGACAAAGCAGACGAGACAGGAGCAGCGAGAGGGUGGAAGCUGUUCCUCCUGCUCCCACGACUGCUCUUGAGGAGAGAGGCGGGGCAGCAAAGGACCCCCAAGGAGCAACUCUUGGAGAGGUUCACCCGCCUCGAGGCUGGAGACUGGGCGCAGCGCCUGACAGAAGCACAGCCGGGCCUGCCGCGCAGGCCGCCCGAGCGAGAUGCGAACGGGCAGAACAGGGCGCCCGAGGCACGACGGGGCCGGGCGCCAGACGAAAACGACGAGCUCCGCAGCCGCUGCGAGAGGGUCUCGGCGGCGCGGCAAGCGCUGACAGCGAGCGCGGUGGCACCAGGCCUCGCCAGCCUGGAACCAGACCGCCCCCUCACGAACGUGCGCAGGAGUCGCCGGGGCGCUACGCCGUGCCCCUCAGGGAUGACGACGGGAGCACACCUGCAGACGCUGCUGGACGACUGGCACUGCUGCGACCUCCUGCACCGCGCUGCCACGCGCCUCGCGGGUGCGGAAACUCCUCGCCCCGUGGCAGAGGCCCUCCGGCUCGGCCGCCUCACGGCGCUGCGCAAGAGCAACAGGAGGGCGCGAGGCAUCGUGACUGGCGAUGUCUUCAGGCGGCUGGUGGCCCUCACACUGGCGCAGCAAGUGGACGAAGAGGUCGAGCAGGCGACUGCCCCCAUCCAGUUCGACUUCUCGACCGGAGCAGGCACAGAAUGCGUGGCGCACCUCGCGCAGACUCUCACCAGGGGCGACUCGGCUGCCACGGUGGUUUCCGCAGACGAAAUCGGGGCGCCCGACCUCGUGUCCAAAAAUUCGAUGCUCGAAGGCUUCGCAAACCUGGGCAGGGGUAGCGCGCUGCUUCCCUUCUGCCGCUUCUUCCACGGGGAAAAGUCCAAGGCAUACCCCGGCUCGGGGCUCUCGACACACGGCUUCGCCGCGCCCAACUGGCACGACUUUGCGCAGGGCGCCCAGCCACCGCCGACGCACGAACGGGCGCACGGCCGGCAGUUCUGGGCUGCGGACGAGGACGGAGUCCAGCUCGCCGUCGCGCGGGGCCGGAAGGAAGCGACCUACCCCGAGCUCAUCGGGUCGAGGGCGUUCGCGGCCACGCUGCUGGAGCUGCCGCCGCACACCCUGGCCGUCGACGGGGACGAGCCGCACCUCGCCGACCUCCUGGCGGACGCCCGCUACAG